Messenger RNA from Grammomys surdaster, 2026 nucleotides. It is a transcript of the gene Znf821, whose product is annotated as zinc finger protein 821. The transcript has 8 exons. The record is from RefSeq and is a predicted model, not a curated record. Bases 926 to 1714 code for a protein of 262 amino acids. NCBI's taxonomy places the organism in Eukaryota, Metazoa, Chordata, Mammalia, Rodentia, Muridae.
GGCGGCGGCGGGAGGAGAGAGGUGAGGUUCCGGCACGCGCCCCACUCGCUGCGAGAGCGCGAACAGCGCGCUCCCGUCGUCCGCGUCGCCAUCUUUUCCCCCUCCGUCCGUCUGUCUGCCGUUGGCUUUGUCUGUCCGCUGCGCCGCCCCUCGCCUCCCCGCCGCCGGCCCGGCCCGCAGCCACCCUCUGCCUGCCGGGGCCCGGUCCCAGGGAGCCCCGGCCCGGCUAGCCCGAGCUGUGGCCGGGGCCCAUUGUCCCGCGAUCUGUCCGUCCGGAGGCGGAGCCCAGGGACGCGGAGCGCCGAGGCUGCGGCUUCACAUCACUCGGAUUCGGGCGAGUUUACUUUGCUCCGUGGGAACCUCACCAGAGCUGGAGGUCUGCACCUUAUAAGGAGGUAGUGACCUGUCCAGGGGUGAAACUGGGAAAGAACUGAGCUUGUAUAUCAGGGAAACAUGUCCCGUAGGAAACAGACAAAUCCAAAUAAAGUUCACUGGGAUCAAGUAUUUGCUGGGCUAGAGGAACAAGCCCGACAGGCAAUGAUGAAAAGCGACUUUCCUGGAGACCUUGGCACUCAGCGACAAGCUAUCCAACAACUGAGAGAUCAGGACUCCAGUAGCAGUGAGUUCUGCACCUUCUGGUGACAGUGAAGGUGACGAAGAGGAGACCACACAAGAUGAAGUAUCUUCCCACACAUCAGAGGAAGAUGGUGGGGUAGUCAAAGUGGAAAAAGAAUUAGAAAAUGCAGAAGCACCUGUUGGUAGUGGAGAUGCACUAGUAGAACGUGAGGUCACAGAAAACCUAAAUUCUGACCCCUUACUUGAACUCUGCCAGUGUCCCCUCUGCCAGCUAGACUGUGGGAGUCGGGAGCAGCUGAUUGCACAUGUGUACCAGCAUACUGCAGCAGUGGUGAGUGCCAAGAGUUACAUGUGCCCUGUCUGUGGACGGGCCCUUAGCUCCCCAGGGUCUUUGGGUCGCCACCUCCUAAUCCACUCAGAAGAUCAGCGGUCUAACUGUGCUGUGUGUGGAGCCCGUUUUACUAGCCAUGCCACUUUUAACAGUGAGAAACUUCCUGAAGUACUUAAUAUGGAAUCCGUGCCCCAAGUCCACAGUGAGGGUCCCUCCAGUGCUGAAGGAAAGGACAUUGCCUGUAGUCCUCCAGUAUACCCUGCUGGAAUUCUGCUUGUAUGCAACAACUGUGCUGCUUACCGCAAGCUACUGGAAACACAGACUCCCAGUGUACGCAAGUGGGCCCUUCGUCGACAGAAUGAACCUUUGGAAGUAAGGUUGCAACGACUUGAACGAGAACGCACAGCCAAGAAGAGUCGGCGAGACAAUGAGACCCCAGAGGAGCGGGAGGUAAGACGCAUGAGGGAUCGUGAAGCCAAGCGCCUGCAGCGCAUGCAAGAGACAGAUGAGCAGCGAGCUCGCAGGCUACAGCGAGACCGUGAGGCCAUGAGGCUGAAGCGGGCCAAUGAGACCCCAGAGAAGCGGCAGGCCCGACUCAUUCGAGAGCGAGAGGCUAAGAGGCUCAAGAGGAGACUGGAGAAAAUGGACAUGAUGUUGCGAGCGCAGUUUGGUCAGGACCCUUCUGCCAUGGCAGCCUUAGCAGCUGAAAUGAACUUCUUCCAGUUGCCCGUGGGUGGGGUAGAGUUGGACAGCCAGCUUCUAGGGAAAAUGGCCUUCGAAGAACAGAACAGCAGCUCUCUGCACUGAACCACACCCUCUUGCCUGACCUCCCAUCCACUCCAGCCCACAGGGAUUGGUGCUGCAAUCACUCAGGAGGCCACAGUCCUUGCUGCCACAGGCGGGUCCAGGUUGGUUGCAGGGAAACCUGUGCACCCUCUGCGUUUGGGAACAGGAUGGGGGUCAGGAGGGACCGGGCUCAAUGCAGCUCUGGACAAGGGAGCAGGCACUCCAGAAACCUGGACUCGAGCCUACAGUGGCAGGCCAGGAUUAUGGGACUGUAGGACCCAGUAUGCUUCAUGAAGCUGUGAGGGCAAAUAAAUUAAUUUUAUCUUUACUGGC